Dipodomys spectabilis (banner-tailed kangaroo rat) is the source of this 3702-nucleotide messenger RNA. Its product is annotated as dedicator of cytokinesis protein 2-like. Gene Ontology annotation, biological process: cell migration; small GTPase-mediated signal transduction. NCBI's taxonomy places the organism in Eukaryota, Metazoa, Chordata, Mammalia, Rodentia, Heteromyidae. Gene Ontology annotation, molecular function: guanyl-nucleotide exchange factor activity; small GTPase binding. Gene Ontology annotation, cellular component: plasma membrane; cytoplasm. The record is from RefSeq and is a predicted model, not a curated record.
AUGACGCCGGCAUGUUCUCUUCCAUCCAGGCUUUACGAAGGCAAAGAGCAGACGGAGUUUGAAGAAUCCAUGAGACGCCUCUUUGAGUCCAUCAACAACCUGAUGAAGAGCCAGCACAAAACCACCAUCCUUUUACAGGUGGCGGCUUUGAAAUACAUCCCGUCCGUCCUGCACGACGUGGAGACGGUCUUCGACGCGAAGUUGCUCAGCCAGCUCCUGUACGAGUUCUACACCUGCAUUCCUCCCGUGAAGCUGCAGAAGCAGAAGGUGCAGUCCCUGAGCGAGGUCGUCCAGAGCAACCUGUUCAAGAAGCAAGAGUGCCGGGACAUCCUGCUUCCGGUCAUCACGAAGGAGCUGAAGGAGCUCCUGCAGCAAAGGGACGAGGGGCACCAGGCCCUGGAGAAGAAGCACUGCGUGGAGCUCCUGAACAGCCUCCUGGAGGUGCUGAGCGGCCAGGACCCGGCCUUCACCUACCACCACAUCCAAGAGAUCAUGGUGCAGCUGCUGCGCACGGUGAACCAGACCGUCAUCGCCAUGGGCCGAGACCACGCUCUGAUCAGUCAUUUCGUGGCCUGCAUGACCGCCAUCUUGGACCAGAUGGGGGACCAGCACUACUCCUUCUACAUCGAGACCUUCCAGACCAGCACCGACCUCGUGGACUUCCUGAUGGAGACCUUCAUCAUGUUCAAGGACCUGAUUGGGAAGAACGUGUACCCCGGGGACUGGAUGGCCAUGGGCAUGGUGCAGAACAGGGUCUUCCUGAGAGCCAUCAACAAGUUUGCCGAGAUCAUGAACCAGAAGUUCCUGGAGCACACGCACUUCGAGUUCCAGCUGUGGAACAAUUAUUUUCAUCUGGCAGUGGCUUUUAUCACGCAGGAUUCUCUGCAGCUGGAGCAGUUCUCCCACGCCAAGUACAACAAAAUCCUGAGCAAGUACGGCGACAUGAGGCGGUUAAUUGGCUUCUCCAUCCGUGACAUGUGGUACAAGCUGGGCCAGAACAAGAUCUGCUUCAUCCCUGGCAUGGUGGGGCCCAUCCUGGAGAUGACGCUCAUCCCCGAGGCCGAGCUCCGGAAAGCCACCGUCCCCAUCUUCUUUGACAUGAUGCUGUGCGAGUUCCAGAGGAGCGGCGACUUCAAAAAGUUCGAAAACGAGAUCAUCCUGAAGCUGGACCACGAGGUGGAGGGCGGCCGGGGCGAUGAGCAGUACAUGCGGUUGCUGGAGUCCAUCCUGAUGGAAUGUGCGGUGGAGCACCCGGCCAUCGCCAAGUCUGUGGAGAACUUCGUGAGCCUGGUGAAGGGGCUGCUGGAGAAGCUGCUGGACUACCGGGACGUGAUGGCGGACGACAGCAAGGACAACCGCAUGAGCUGCACUGUGAACCUGCUGAAUUUCUAUAAGGAUAACAACCGGGAGGAGAUGUACAUAAGGUACCUGUACAAGCUCCGAGACCUCCACCUGGACUGCGACAACUACACAGAGGCGGCCUACACGCUGCUCCUGCACACCUGGCUGCUCAAGUGGUCGGAUGAGCCGUGCACGUCGCAGGUGGUGCAGACGGGCCGGCAGUCCCCGCAGACUCACCGGCAGCUGAAGGAGGCGCUCUACGAGACCAUCAUCGGCUACUUCGACAAAGGAAAGAUGUGGGAGGAGGCCAUCAGCUUGUGCAAGGAGCUGGCAGAGCAGUACGAGACCGAGCUCUUCGACUACGAGCUGCUCAGCCGCAACCUGAUCCAGCAGGCAAAGCUGUAUGAGAACAUCAUGAGGGUCCUGAGGCCCCGGCCAGACUACUUUGCCGUCGGGUACUACGGCCAGGGGUUCCCCUCCUUCCUGCGGAACAAGGUGUUCAUCUACCGGGGGAAGGAGUAUGAGCGGAGGGAGGACUUCCAGGCGCAGCUCCUGAGCCAGUUCCCCAACGCCGAGAGCCUGACCACCACCUCCGCCCCCGGGGAGGAGGUGCGGGCCGCGCCCGGCCAGUACAUCCAGUGCUUCACGGUCCAGCCUGUCCUGGAUGAGCACCCCCGGUUCAAGAACAAGCCUGUGCCUGACCAGAUCAUCAACUUUUACAAGUCCAACUACGUGCAACGGUUCCACUAUUCCCGGCCGGUGCGCAGGGGUGCGGUGGACCCCGACAACGAGUUCGCUUCCAUGUGGAUCGAGAGGACGUCAUUCCUGACCGCGUACAAGCUGCCCGGCAUCCUGCGCUGGUUCGAGGUGGUCCACAUCUCCCAGAGCACCAUCAGCCCCCUGGAGAACGCCAUCGAAACCAUGUCCGCGGCCAACGAGAAGAUCCUGAUGAUGGUCAACCAGUACCAGAGCGACCCCGGCCUGCCCAUCAACCCACUGUCCAUGCUGCUCAACGGCAUCGUGGACCCGGCCGUCAUGGGCGGCUUUGCCAAGUACGAGAAGGCCUUCUUCACUGAGGAGUACUCCCGGGAGCACCCCGAGGACCAGGACAAGCUGCACCGGCUCAAGGAUCUGAUCGCCUGGCAGAUCCCCUUCCUGGGGGCUGGAAUCAAGAUCCAUGAGAAGCGGGUGUCAGACAACCUGCGGCCCUUCCACGAGCGGAUGGAGGCCUGCUUCCAGAGCCUCCGGGCGAAGGUCGAGCGCGAGUACGGAGUCCGGGAGAUGCCAGACUUCGAGGACAGGAGGGCCGGCCGCCCGCGGUCCAUGCUGCGCUCCUACAGGCAGAUGUCGGUCAUCUCGCUGGCUUCCAUGAACUCCGACUCGGGCACCCCCAGCAAGGCCAACCCCGAGAGCUUCGACCUGGAGGCCGGACCCCCCAGGACCCCGAGAGCCGAGGAGGAGCCCAUCUCCCCCGGGAGCACGCUCCCCGAGGUCAAGCUGCGCCGCUCCAAGAAGAGAGCCAAGCGAAGCAGCGUGGUGCUCGCCGGCGAGAAGCCGGCCGAGUCCGAGCUGAAGCGGCUCUCCAGGAAGCACGAGUUCAUGAGCGACACCAACCUGUCGGAGCACGCGGCCGCACCCCCGCGCACCUCCGUCCUCUCCCAGAUGAGCUUUGCCAGCCAGUCCCUGCCCACCAUCCCAGCCCUCACGCUCUCCGUGGCCAGCUCAGCGGGGCUGGAUGAGGCCGGCACAUCCCCACGCCUCAGCCAGGCCUUCCUGCACCUCUCGGACGGGGACAAGAAGACCCUGAAGAGGAAGAAAGUGAACCAGUUCUUCAAAACCAUGCUGGCCAGCAAGUCGGCUGAAGAAGGCAAGCCGCUGCCGGACUUCCUGUCCACAGACCUGUGACCGUCCCGCUGCUCAGAGAAGGUUCCAGAAGAGAGGCGGAUGUCAAAGCCUCCAAGAAUGAGAACUGUAACCCCCUCAGUGGCCCUCACUCAGAAGAGACAGGCGGGCCGGACCCCAGGGCUUGGACGGCCACGAGUCCAGCAUUCCUGCGAGUGGGGUCACUCUGUGGCUGGGGGGCCAAGCCCUGGAUCCCCACCAUGCCCCAGCAUGUUCCAGCAUGCCCCCACGCACUCUGCCAGCAUGCCCGCACCCCUCAACCCCACUUCCUAGGCAUAGGAGCGUUUUUAUUUCAUUUUCCAAGGGUCAGCACCUAAGGGCCAAAAGAUCCUAGAAUACUCUUUCAUACUUUCAGUUAAGGGUUGUGUACUUCUCUCGUAACGCAACUACCCAGCUGCUUUGACCGUCUCAGGAGUGUUGCUCUUUCUUACAAUAAAAUAAUCCCAUGCCUCAGAUAAA